Molecule: messenger RNA, 1348 nt
Organism: Rhinichthys klamathensis goyatoka
Lineage: Eukaryota; Metazoa; Chordata; Actinopteri; Cypriniformes; Leuciscidae
Gene: ccdc92bb
Product: coiled-coil domain containing 92Bb
Exons: 3
Coding region: 43-1065 (340 amino acids)
Source: RefSeq, a predicted model, not a curated record
UAUCCCUUUAAUGGAAACCAGUUUGUUUCAGGCUUUAAAUGAAUGGUUAGGCCUAUAGUGAAGAAAGUGUGUUUACUUUGUAUUGGCAUUUUUCAAUUUAAUUGCAAAAAGGAGCUGUUACCUGCCAACAUCUGGGAGCAAUCCAUGGAUAGAUCCACACUUGCCCAACAGGUGGAGAGUGUUGAGCGAAAUGUAGCAUUUUUGCAGCAGGAACAUCGGAUCCUCCUGACCGGUCUACGGCUAGAGAUACACAACCUGAAGAAACGAUGCAAUGAGCUGAGUUGUGACCUAAGUAAAAGACCACCAGCGAGAAGCCAAGAAGGUGAGUAUAAAAUAUCACAAAAUUCCAGCCAUUCCCACAUGUUCCCUCAACUCUGUGUUAUUAUAGAUAUUGAGUUGGAGGAAGAGCUGCUACAGGCACGAUUACUGGAGACAGAGCAGCAUUUGGCUGAGCAGGAAAGUGCGCUGGUGCAGCUUCGGGUGGAGCUACGGAAAAAGGGGGCACUUGCGAGCGCUCUGCAGGUUCGACUUCGAGAUGAAGAGCGGCGCUUCCUGGAUGAGCUAAAACGGCGCAGUCAUAAGAUCACGACGCUGAGUCGUGACCUCCGCAAGCAGACCGAUGUGGCCGCUCAACUCUCUUUCCAACUCCAUUCAGCACACUUUCGAUUGUAUCACCAGGCAGAAGACUUUGAGGAAGAUGAUGAAGAAGAAGAUGAUGAUGGGGGUGCCAUGCAGGAAUCGGAAUGGACUGCAAAUUCUCCGUGGACAUCUCCAGUGAUGGCGGAAAACACACGUCAAAGCCGAGCUUCAGGAAGGAUGCGGAGAUCGGAGAGAGUGAGGGAAUGCGUGCCCCGUGAAAGGGUGCUUGGGCCCGAGGAGCCCCGUCCCAUGCCUGACCCCGCCCUUUUCCUUUAUCCUUUCAGACAUAGGCUCCUCCCCUUGCACAGGUCACUUGGAGAUCCCUGGAGCGAAGGCGGCCUUUCAAGGAUGUCGGUAGCUCGAAAAGGUAGAUUCAGGAACCGACCACUGAGGGAAGACAUUGGACCAGAGACAACAGAGUUAUAGAGUGUAACAGUGCCCGUCCCUUUUUUCAGCAACCUUGGUUCCAGAGGUGUUUUUCCCAUUCAUUUUUUUCUAUAGGGAUUUAUCAAAAGUCUUCGUUUAGGAGUUAUAAUUUUAAGCCAUGAACCAAACCAACCAGCUACAAUGCGAAUCACAACAUUACAAACUUUGAUUUGAAGCAAAAAAGGUUUUGAAAAUCUGACAAAAAAGACAAAGGUACAAGCCUGUGUACUUCACAGCUUUAAUGAGGGAAAGAACUACAAUCCCAUGAAGCACUACAAAUAAC